This is a messenger RNA of Monomorium pharaonis (pharaoh ant), 6079 nucleotides long. RefSeq names its product polypeptide N-acetylgalactosaminyltransferase 2 (gene Pgant2). The transcript is spliced from 10 exons. NCBI's taxonomy places the organism in Eukaryota, Metazoa, Arthropoda, Insecta, Hymenoptera, Formicidae. The record is from RefSeq and is a predicted model, not a curated record. The coding region runs from base 260 to 1975 and encodes 571 amino acids. Gene Ontology annotation, cellular component: Golgi apparatus.
GAACUCGCCCGGCCCGCCCGCCAUCGUCGAGCGCACCGCGGCCGUUGCGGCAUUCGGUCAGCCUCAGCAGUAUGGCUUCAGCUGCCGGUACGCGUACGUUAGUGGUGUUCCGUGGCGUUGCACCGCGUUCUCGGUCGCGGGUGUGCGUGCUCUGUUUCGUGAGAGAGAGGAGGUACGCGGUUUGCGGUUAGGGAGACGUGUCAUCGGGCAUCGGUCGGCCGGACGUGGAACGCCAAACAAGUGCGAGCCGGAGGCAGUCAUGCGGCGGAAUGUCAAGAUCGCAUUGCUCCUGUCAUGCGCGUGGAUGUUCGCCUUUGUUUACUAUUACCACACCAGGGAUAGCAAGCAGAACGAGAACAGAGCUCUACGGUUGAAAGAGCCAGCAUCCCUGGCGCUUUCCGCCGGCGGAAAUUCCGGUUACAUGGAUCCAGACGGCACGGCCAUUGUAAUGUCAUCCGAGCUUCUGCCGGCACCGACGCCGGAUCCGAGAGUGACGUGGAAUUACUUUGACGAACAGGGGUACGUUUCAAGAGGUGGUCUACGUGCGGGCGAGGACCCAUACGCCAGGAAUAAAUUCAAUCAGGAAGCCUCUGACGGUCUUCCGAGCAAUCGUGAUAUACCUGAUACUCGUAGCGCCAUGUGUAGGAUGAAACAAUGGAGACAGGAUCUGCCACCGACUUCCGUUAUAAUUACUUUCCACAACGAGGCACGGUCUACACUACUCAGAACUGUCGUCAGUGUGCUGAACAGAAGUCCCGAACAUCUAAUCAAGGAAAUCAUUUUGGUAGAUGAUUUUAGUGACCAUCCUGAAGAUGGCGAGGAGUUAUCGCGGAUCCACAAAGUUCGUGUAAUAAGAAACGAGAAGAGAGAGGGCCUAAUGAGAUCGCGUGUCCGCGGCGCGGAUGCUGCCACCGCGAGCGUGUUAACAUUUUUAGAUUCGCACUGUGAGUGCAACGCCGACUGGCUCGAACCGCUCUUGGAAAGGGUGGCCGAGGAUCCAACGAGGGUAGUGUGCCCUGUGAUCGAUGUAAUCAGCAUGGAUACUUUCCAAUAUAUCGGAGCUUCCGCUGAUCUUAGAGGUGGUUUCGAUUGGAGUUUGGUCUUUAAAUGGGAAUAUCUCAGCCAAGCGGAACGACAGGCGAGACAAAAGGAUCCGACACAGGCCAUUAGGACCCCUAUGAUUGCCGGCGGACUGUUUGUCAUCAACAAAGCGUACUUCGAGAAACUCGGCAAAUACGAUACUCAGAUGGACGUUUGGGGCGGCGAAAAUCUCGAAAUAUCGUUCCGCGUGUGGCAAUGCGGUGGCAGCUUGGAGAUUAUCCCAUGCUCACGUGUGGGCCAUGUAUUCCGUAAACGUCAUCCUUACUCGUUCCCCGGAGGCAGCGGAAACGUGUUCGCCCGAAACACGAGGCGCGCCGCCGAAGUAUGGAUGGACGACUACAAGCAAUUCUACUACAAUGCCGUACCACUAGCACGAAACAUCCCUUAUGGAAACAUCCAAGAUAGAAUGGAAUUAAAACGGCGACUGCACUGCAAGCCUUUCAGUUGGUAUCUGAAGAACGUAUACCCCGAAUUAGUUAUACCUACGAGCGAGGGUGGACCGGGAGGAUCUCUGAAACAGGGUACUGCUUGCUUGGACAGCAUGGGUCACCUUCUCGAUGGAAACGUCGGUCUUUAUCCCUGCCACGACACUGGUGGUAACCAGGAAUGGGGCCUCACGAAAGACGGCCUGAUCAAGCAUCAUGAUCUCUGCCUGACUUUACCAGUAUAUGCCAAGGGUACGACGCUGCUGAUGCAGAUCUGCGACGGCAACGAGAAUCAAAAGUGGCGGCACUUGGAGGGCGGCCUGAUACGCCACACCAGAAUUCCCGUGUGCGUGGACUCUCGAUAUCACGCGCAGCGUGGCAUUACGGCAGAGAAAUGCGACUCGAACGCAGAGACGCAGAGGUGGCAUCUCUACAACCACAAUCACUAGCUGAUAUGGUUGCGGUGAACACGCCAUUCACCCGCGGACUCUCUCUUAUCGCCACGCGCCACGACGUGAUCACCGUAUAACGAGGACGAUCGCGUCAAGGUGCAUUACUUAAUUAAGAACUGUCUACGCGCGGCCGGAUCGAUCGAUUCGAGCUUAAUGUAGACCGACGUAUCUUCGUGACCGUAAUCAUGGUUCUUCACGAUCUCUUACACGGUAUCAACAAAGAACCCCAUCUUGUACCACAAUAAUGUGUAAGCUCGCGAGUUCCCAAUGUAGCCUGACUUAUAAAGAAACGGAUGGUUUUAUAUUUGGGUAAAAAAAAAUCUAAGGAAAAUUUCAUCCAAUAAUGUUACAAAAAGUGAUACACACAUCUCACAAACUAAAACGAAAUAGUCUCGCAAAAGAAAGUGAAAAUGGUUUUAAGACUGCUUGGCAUAUGUGACUCUAAUCAACAAACUUUAGUUUCUACAUUCAUAAGAGAAUUCUAACGCUUCCAAUCAUUUCCUUAGGCACUAGAUUAUUCUACUUUUACAAUGACAAAAGAUUAACCUGAUAGGUUGACGUCUCGCAAUCGAUGUGUGAUAAGUGUAAAAUUAUUUAUAAUAAAGUAAUAUAUACAUAUAAAAAUAUGGAAGCGCGUGUAUGAGUGGUGAUCCAAGUGAAAGUUGAGUACUGAUUUUGUACUGCAAUCCGAUUAUCAAUUCACAAAUUGUAAAUUGAUUAGGCUGCAAUACCGAACUUCAUACAAUUAGUGCAAUUGAUUUAACAAGUAAAAAUUAUUACAUUGUUAAAAUAUUCUUAACACUUAACAUUUAAUACACAUUUAAUAUUUAUAACUUCGAAAAAAUUUAUAGAUUAAUCACUAAUUUUCGAGGUUCAAAGUAUGAAAAAUUGAAUUUGUAUAUUAACAAAGAAAUAAUUAAGAGUGCAUAUGCGAUAAAAUACUUAUGUACUUUGUAAUUGCCAGAUUUAUUUCUUUGAAAAAAUGUAUUGAAAUAAGGAUUGAAAGAAACAUAAAAUGCUGCUGUAUGCGAACGAUAAUGUUUCAAUUCAACAAAAUGCUUUUUUUCAAUCUUGAAAUACAUAAGCACUUGCUAAUAAAAAUUCAAUUCAAUUCAAUUUGUAUAAAGAACUAAUUUUGAAAAUUGAAGAGACAGAUCAAAAUUAAAUCUAUAAGAUAUUAAUAAUGCUUCCAAUGGAAUAUAGCUAGUAAAACUUAAUCUUUAAGAAAAGAUUGCUAUAAAAAUAAAAUUGAAUUCUUUUUUUAAAUGUAAUCGGAAAAUUGACGAAACGAAAAAUAGAGAAUUAAAACCCGAGAAUUCUAAAUGCCCAUUUUGCCAUUUUGAAAUAGGCAUCCCUCUUACAGCACAUAAUCUAAACUGAUGAUUCGUCUCCAUUUAUAUGUUUUUAUUAAAUCCAUAAAAAGAUUUAAUGAAGUCAAUACCAAGUCAUUUUUUAGUACGGGUACAUAUUUGAGUGUCCAAAUGACAAGCAGCUCAUCUUUUUUUUAUAUAUUUAUUUAUAAUUUUUUAAAAUGAAUAAGCCAAAGCUUUUACACUUGGCACUAUUUGUUUUAGGUAAUCAAUAGUGUUAUAUUACAAUAUACCAUUUUGAGAUUACGCUUUUAUGCAAACAAUCGCGGAGAAGCUUUUUGUUAUUUAUUCGAAUUAAGAACAUGCAAAAUUUAUUAUAAUGUAAUUAUAUUAAUUUUUUAUUAAUUUUAAUUUUAUUAUGUUUUAAUGAAUACACACAUACGUAUGUAUAUAAUUUAAUUUAAAGACUUUUCAAUAAAGUAUAUAUAAUUUUCACAUCUUUUUAAAGACUUUGACAAGACUUCUGUAAUUAUAUACUGAAACACAGGCGCAAUAAGCUUCUCGGUGACUGCCAAUUGCUAUUUUGAUUGGGCCCAAAAUCGCAGUAGAUUCGUGCAAUAUGUAUUUUUGUUUUUCUGGUCUUAGUAUACAUGACGCAUCCCAAUCCAAGAAUAUUUUUCUUUUCAAUCAAACAACAAAAAUCACGAUAAACAAGAUACUUUCCCUUCAAAACUAUGAUAUAUUUACAGAAAAAAAGAUUUAUUUUUAUAACUAAUUAUAUAUCCUUACUUGGUUGUGCUAAUAAACGAAAAGCGCGGAGCAUACUUAACAUAUUGUAGCUCGGUAAUAACAUUCCAAAUGUUAACAAUUUUUAUUUUUUAAAAGCAAGUAUGUAAUUUUCAAGUUUUUAAAUUUCUUUUUCUCACAUUGAAAUAUGACAUUUAUUUUGAUAAUGGCCAAUAUUAAAAAGUUCGAUUUUCAAAAUUAAAAAUUAAAUUAUACAUGAAAGUGAGAAUUUUUAAGAAUUCUUAAGAGUACUAAAGCGAAUCUAAAAUAAAGUGGCAGCACCGUGUGGAUUCAUUACUCGCCUACAACGUGUUAAGUGAAAAUCAAGAUAGAAACUAACACAACUAAUUAUAGCAAUACAUAGCAAACGCGAUCUUUUGUACACUUAUACUUUUUCCGAUGAUAAUAUCUUUACUGCCGUCUCUUCGCACUGGGACUAUAAAUAUCGCGAAGUGAGAUGAAUGGUAAUAUCAUAAACUUUUGUAUAAUACACACGGGCAUCCACAUAUUACAUUCAUGCCAGCUGCUGUUAAUAAUUAUCAUUAAGAAAUUCUUUUGAUAUUAAUAUUAUAUACGUAGAACGUACUUCAGUGUAGGUAUAUGCGACCGAAAGAGUCGGCCGUGCCCUAAUUAAACGAAUGCGAUGUUAUUAAUAAUCUCGAAUUAUUUUUCGAAAAUCAAAACAUCAAGAAAAUCUCAAAAUUUUAUUGUUGGUUGUAAGAGAAAAGCAUUGGUCUUUAAAAAGCAUCUUUAAUUAGAGCACCGGUUGGCACAGCGAUAUAUACGUAGAUAGUAAAUAUAUCCACGGAAUAUCCCUACGCGUAUCAUUAUCGCGCUUCCUUUCGACUACUUUGAAGGAUUCCAACUGAGCCAACUUUCCUUUAGCACGAGUUUGAAAAGGAGGUAUAAUUACGGAGUUAGUUAACAUUGGAAUUAAAGGAUUUUAUCGUAUCAGGCUUCCGCGACGUGCAUAGAACUUUGUUUCCAGAUAAUUUUAAAACGGACUUUGCCCAGUGGAUAGAAAUCAUUUAAGCUUAAUUAAGGAAAUACUUAACUUUUAAUAUUAAACAUUCUGGUGAUUAAAUCUGACAAUUAGAGAAAAUCAAAGCUUUUUUGACAUAAACUGAUAAACAAAAUUGUAAUUCGAAACUGUUGGUCAAACAAAGCAUCCUUUUUGUUAAGAAAAAAUUUAAUUCGAGUUGGUUUAUGAAACUAUAAAUAAAAAAUGUGUGGAAACCAACAAGAUAUCGAAAUUGCGUGUGUAAUUGCAUAAAAAUGCAGACACAUAGGAUCUCGUAAUACUUAACUAUAUUUUACACAACUCAAAAAUCGCUGUUGUAAAUAAUUAUGUAAAUUUCAUUGAUUAUCUCGCUCCCGUCCUAACUAUUUUAAAUAGCUUCUUUUCUUCUAUCAGCGUAAAUACUUAUAUAUCGCUUCCAUGCAUAUUUCCAUGCGUAAAAAAGGGAGUGCCACACACAAUCGUACUCUUCAUGUAAUUGUAAAUAAAUUAUAUAUAUUCACGACAUUUAUAUUAUAUAUAUAUAUAUAUAUAUAUAUAUAUAUAUAUAAUAUACAUAAAAAUAUAAUUUAACGAACGUCGCGUACUUCCAAGAUCGGCAAAAAUGUAAAAUAUUAGGCAAUCCUCGAUUUUAAUCUUAAGUAUAUAUAAAUAUAUAUAUAGCGAGUAACCAAUCAAUGUUAAUAUCCGUGUGUCCGAUAAUUUGAAAAUUUAUACUCGAGAAGUGAAAUUGUGGUGCGGAUAGGAUAAGCGCUGUACAUUAAAUGAACAUUUACACCCUUGUCAUAUAUAAAUAUGAUGCGUUAAUGCGAUAUUUUGUCUGAUAAGAGCAAUUUUGGAUAUUGAGAAUUAAUCCCAGCGUCAGUUCGACACAUCCGCGCGCUACUUUCAAAUUAACACAAUAAUUUUGCCGUAGGAUUUGAAAUGGCGUUCGCAACGAAUCACAUGCAAGGUGCAUAUUGAAGAUGUUAUAUACUUAGAAUAAAA